CAGACAUGUGUAUAUACCAUACACGCCAGCUUCCCCAACUGGAAACUCGACAAUAAAGUUUCUCUCUCUCUAACGAAAUCUGAAUCAUCUCUCCUCCGCUUUUAGCAUUCAAUCAAUUUUCCAACAUCGAAACACAAGUCUUCGUCAAUGAAUUCGGAUUCUCCUAUAUUAUAUACAGCAGCUACUCCUUUAUUUAUUCAUGUUAUCGGCAGAUGUGUUUUCACUCUCACAUUACCUAAAUGCCCUCGCAGCAGAACCCUUUUAAAUCAUUCUGAAACCGUUUCAUUAACUCGAUUCAAAUCCUCUUUACUCUCUCAUGAUCCUCCUGUUUCUAUAUCCAAUUUUUCGUUUUUCUCUUGUUUGAAUUCUGGGCCGUUCUGCUUUUUUCAUUUUUGAGUUAAUUGGGCUUUUUUUUCUUUGUGUAGAGAAGAUUGGAAAUUUACCCCCUUUUUUUAUUUUUUCGUGUAAAACCAAUGAUUGUAUGAUUGUUCUUCGAUUUUUGAGUUUAGCAUGAAUUUUUUUUUGUUGGGGUUUGAUUCAACGUUUUAUUUGUUAUUCUUGAUCCCCCUUUUCUUUUCAAUCUUCAAAAUCUGUUGAUCUUUUUUUCUCUUUUUCCUUCUUUGAUUCAAAGAAAAUCCCUAAUUUUUUUUUCUGGGAUUUUGAUUUAAAUUGAAAUCUUGACCUUUUCUGGGAAGGUCAAUAGUUGGAUUUGUUUGAAUGAAGAGGGUUAAUGAGAGUGUUGAGGGGGGGAGUGAAAACUUGGGGUUAAAGAAAGUUAAAUUCUCCAACGGGAAUGAUGAGAGUUGUGCUGCAUUAGAUAGAAAUGAAGCUGAAGAGAGGGUUUUGGUUGAGGAUGGAGGGAUAGAUUCUGCACAAGUGGAUAAAAUCGGAGACCUCUCCGAAAUUUUAGUCCCUGAAAGUAUAGAUGGUCUGUCUGUCGGUUGUGUCAAAGAGUCCAAUAAAUGGGACUUGGAUUUAAAUGUUGAUUUGAGUUUGGGAAAUGAGGAAGAGGAAAAAGGUCUAGGUUUUGAUCUUAAUUUUCCAGUGUGCACAACAAAGGACGUCGGGAUAAGUGAGAACAAAUCUGUGAUUAUCGACAUCCUAUCUGAUGAUAGCGACGAAGAGGUCGAGAUUAUAGGUUAUAGUGGUGGUUAUAAUGAAAAGGGUAAACAAAUCGAAUCAGGGCUGCCCCAUAAUAGUGCGGAAACAUUGAGUCUUGGCUUGGGAACGUACAGGAUAGAUGAUGUUUUUGGUGAAAGUAGUGUUGUGAAUGGUGGUGAGAGAAGAUAUACCAGGGAAGAAAAAGGGAAGGCUAGUGUAGUCGAUUCGUGGUUAUCGCUUAAGGCUAAAAGUCCAGUUGAUUUGGAUCUGCAGUUUCACUCUUCUGAUGAAUUAAUCAGGAUUAAUGAGCCUAAUGAAGAUGUUGAUGAUGGAACAUGGCAGUUAGCAGAAUGGGCUCCAAGAUCGGAGUCGGCUGAAAGAUUGUUUAGACAAGAAGAACGAGCGUUAAGAUUCAGAGAGUCAUUAAACAGACAAGCUUUGAGAGAAACCGCUAAACGAUUUGCUCGUGUAAAAAAUUCAGAUCAGAAUAAAGUAAACGAGCCUUUGUCUUUUCUGAGACAAGCACCACUUUCAAGAUCCGAAGUACAAGAAUUAGGGAAUACUCAGGGCCCCUUUUCUGAAGCUCUAAAGAUGGUAAGGGAGAGAACAUCGAAACGAGCGGCUAAGCAGUUGAUUGAUUGGAAACCCUGUUUAGAAAACCAGAACCGAAGCGCUACCGUGCCACUUGUUCCUUCGCUGUUGGAUCUGUCUAUUAGAGCUCUUGCACGAAAUGCAGAGCGAAUGGUGUCACUUGAAAUGGUUCCAGAUAACCUGCGUGAAAGACUAACCAACGUGUUGUGUGAUGCAAGUAAAAUGAAUGUUCACGUCAUGAGCCUUCUUGUUAAAGGAUGCCCGACAGAGAUACGCAUAAAAAAUUGCACAUGGCUAACCGAAAACCAAUUUCAGGAGACAAUUGCAAAUUGUGUGACAAGAGAUUUGCAGGUGCUUCAACUUGACCUGUGUGGGCGAUUGAUGCUCGACUUUUUGUUGAAGAAUGCAUUAGCCCAAUCCUCAAAUAGGUUUUCGAGUUUAGUUAUUUUGUCCCUUAGAGGUGCUUGUCGUUUGUCAGACACUGGGAUUAUGCACCUGCUCGAGUCAACACCUGCAGUACGGUCUAUUAAUUUGGGUCAGUGCACCCUCGUAACCUGUGAUGCCAUCAUCUUCCUUGCUAAUUCGUUAGGACCAAAUUUGAGGGAGCUGUAUAUAGAUGAAUGCCUCAAAAUAAAUGCAAUGCUCACUCUUCCUGCAUUUAAAAAGUUCAAAAAUUUGGAAGUACUGUCAGUUGCAGGCAUACGUACCGUAACCGAUCAAUUUAUCUGUGAGGUGGUUAGUGUAUGCGGUCAUAGUAUGAAGGAGCUCGAUCUUGCUAAUUGUCUAGAACUGACUGAUUACUCUCUCGGAGCCAUUGGUAGCAAUUGUGCUGAUUUAUGUUCGUUGAACAUUUCAAACCUGCAUAAGUUGACAGAUUUGGGAAUGGAGUAUCUUGCAAAUGGUUGUAAAUCAAUUCAGAAGCUUAAACUUUGUCGCAACGAAUUCAGUGAUGAAGCUAUGGCGGCAUUUAUAGAAAGCUCUGGAGAGUGUUUGACGGAACUCUUACUUAACAAUAUGGCAAAGAUUGAAGCAAACACUGCGUUUUCGCUGGCCAAACGUUCAAGAAAGUUGUUGAGUUUGGAUAUAUCAUGGUGUCGCCGAAUUAGCAACGAGGCUCUCGGAUUGAUUGUUGAUAGCUGCUCAUCUUUAAAGCUGCUCAAAGUCUUCGGUUGUAGGCAGAUAACAAAUGUAUUUGUAAAUGGACAUUCGAAUCCAGUGGUGAGGAUAAUGGGAUUAAACUUGACUCCGAUAAUGGAUCAUCUGAACUUGCUUGCAACUGAAGGAGUGCUCUUACGCCAUUCACCGAUUCCAUAAAGAAUCGAAUUUGACAUCAUCAUCAUCUGUGAAAAGCCCUUUUUUUACGGGUGGCUCGAAUUAUGUCAUUUACUUAUUAUUUGUCACUAAACAUUGCUAGCGCAUAAUGUGGCGUAAAGUACCCCCUUUUUUUUGUUCCUUGGAUUACAGGGAGAGAUACUGCUGAUUUAUGUUCUAGAUGUGGAUUAAAUUCAUCUGAAAAUUAUUCAAUACCUUGAAGCUCUAUUUAAAUUGAAUCCAACUAUUUUUUUA
Molecule: messenger RNA, 3258 nt
Organism: Erythranthe guttata (spotted monkey flower)
Lineage: Eukaryota; Viridiplantae; Streptophyta; Magnoliopsida; Lamiales; Phrymaceae
Product: RNI-like superfamily protein
Biological process (GO): SCF-dependent proteasomal ubiquitin-dependent protein catabolic process
Cellular component (GO): SCF ubiquitin ligase complex
Source: RefSeq, a predicted model, not a curated record